AUGGCUUUCGCUGCCUCCUCCUCCGCGCUCUCAGCUGCUCUUUCCCUGACCACAUUCUUGCCGCCGGUCUCAGAAAAACUGAACCGCACAAACCACCAAUCUUGGAAAGCACAAGUACUAGCGGCGCUGAGGGGAGCCCAACUUGCUGAUUGGCUCGAAACCAAUACUGAGCCGCCGGCUCGGUACUUACCCAAGAAGAAGCCUGGAGAUGAAGAUGAGGUGCCGGUGGCCAACCCUGAAUUUGGUGCCUGGGUGGCAAAGGAGCAGAUCGUCCUCAGCUAUCUCCUCACCAAUCUCUCCAAGGAGAUCCUUGGCCAUGUCAACACAGAGACCACGGCCAAGGGCGCUUGGGCAGCGAUUGAGGCGCUUUUCGCGUCGCAAUCUCGCGCCAAGAUCAUCAGCACGCGCAUGGCGCUUACAUCUGCUACUAAAGGUACAUCUAAUAUUAGUGAGUACUUUACAAAGAUCAAAAGUUUAGCAGAUGAGAUGGCGGCGGCUAGCCGCAAGCUUCAAGAUGAGGAAUUUGUGUCCUACGUGCUGACGGGGUUGGAUCAAGAUUUUGAUUCAAUCGUGUCGGCGGUGGCUGCACGAGUUGAGCCCAUCACCGUCAACGAGCUACACACCCAGCUGAUAGCUCAUGAACAGCGCUUGGAGAUGCGCAAUGGAGGCAAUCAGUCCUCCGCUAACCUCGCCACCAAAGGCAAGAGUGGUGGAGGUAACUCCUACAGAGGAGGACGUGGCGGCAGCGGCCGCAACGGUGGUCGUGGAAAUCGCGGAGGUUUCACUCGUGGCGGCGGCAACAAUGGUGCUAACCGCGGCUCGUUCUAG
Messenger RNA from Sorghum bicolor (sorghum), 828 nucleotides. RefSeq lists its product as uncharacterized. Bases 1 to 828 code for a protein of 275 amino acids. NCBI's taxonomy places the organism in Eukaryota, Viridiplantae, Streptophyta, Magnoliopsida, Poales, Poaceae. The record is from RefSeq and is a predicted model, not a curated record. The transcript has a single exon.